GCUAUUGUUGGUACUUUUCUGCCUUUGUUGAUUUGUGCAGCAUUUUCCUUGGUCAGAAUUGCUGCAACAGCAAACUGCCAGUCGAAAGAGAUGAAAGGCCUGUGUGCCUUGUCUGGGACGUGGCGAAAUCAGCUACAGUCAGUAAUGACUAUAACCUGCAAAACAGGAACCAUACAGGGUCAAUAUAACAGCGCCGUCGGAAAUGCUGAACGAGAGUACGAACUAGCAGGAAGGUAUCAGCAGGUGAAUGAAACGGAGUAUAUCGUGGGAUGGUCUGUUGCCUAUAAAAAUCAGUACCGUGAUGCUAAAUCCAUUGCAAGCUGGACAGGAGUGUUCUACGCCGCUGAAGGUACUAUCAAGACUCAGUGGAUACUUGCGUCAUACAAAGAUCCGGAAGAUUACUGGAGGACCUUUACAACCAAUCAAGAUACAUUCAGUAGGGUCCAAACCCAUCCUUGUGUACAGAACAACGUGAAAUGAAAAUAAUGCAUGCAACAUUAAUGAUCAUUUUAUGCCUCUAUAUAUGAAGUAUGAUAUUAUUUUAUUCUAUUAAAACAUGAUUCGUCAUUUUCUUCCUAAAUAAAACACAAUUAAACAGUU
Molecule: messenger RNA, 600 nt
Organism: Saccostrea echinata
Lineage: Eukaryota; Metazoa; Mollusca; Bivalvia; Ostreida; Ostreidae
Product: streptavidin-V2-like
Exons: 2
Coding region: 91-480 (129 amino acids)
Molecular function (GO): biotin binding
Source: RefSeq, a predicted model, not a curated record